UUAAAUUUGAGACUUGAGUUUAGUUCUUGUUAUUUAAAGUCAGUGUCAUAUCAUAUCAACUUGUUUUCCGCAGAGAUUAAAUAUAAGACUGAGAAAAUCAAAGAUCUCUGCGUCUCGAAGGCUACAUCUUAAGACCAAGCUGCUGAAAACAGCAGCGGUGAUGUUGGAGAAGACCAAGGUGGAGAGGAUUCAGCAGAAAGAAGUCACUCUCACAGAGAAAGUUCCUCCUCUCCAGCUGUCUGGUUUGUCUGUUCAGGACCUCCAGACGUUGUGCAAAGAGCUGCACUGCAAGAUAGAUGUGGCAGAUGCAGAACGGUACGACAUCGAAGCUAAGGUGGCCAAAAACAUCAAGGAGAUUGAGGAUCUCAAUCGGAAGGUCUUUGAGCUGAAGGGUAAGAUGAAGCGACCAGCUCUGAAGAGAGUGAAGAUCUCUGCUGACGCCAUGCUGGGAGCUCUGCUGGGUUCAAAGGUUAAAGAGAGUGUGGACUUUAAAGUCAACCUCAAGACUGUGAAGAAAGAGGAGGAAAAGAAGGAGGAAGUGACAGACUGGAGGAAGAACGUGGAAGCCAUGUCCGGAAUGGAGGGCAGGAAGAAGCUUUUCAAUGCCAACCAGUAGAUUUGUCUUUGUGGCAUGCAUGACUGUAUCUGCGGUCUUUACAUGCAAUAUUCAAAACUACUUAGAUUAUUAAAGAAAAAUAAUUGCAUCAAUCAUCAAUCUUUUUUCUUUUUUUUUGCAUUAGGGUUAAUUGAACUGUUUCGUUUUGUGGUUGUGAAACAUUUGAACUGCUUUUAUGUCCACCCUAAAACAAAUGUUUCUUGACCUUAAAAUGCCCGAGAAUAACAAAGUUAAUAAAGCGCUCUGGUGAAAACUUAAAGCUGACGCUGUAGUUCUCUUUUUUUAUGCCUAUUUUAUGAGGCUGACAAUAAACCAAGAACUUAAUGUUCUUGGCUAAAAGAAGAAACAACGUUCACCUGCAGAUAUCUAAAUCCUAAACGUCACUGCAGCACAAGACCACAGAGGCGAGAAGAGAAGAGUCUUUCUACAUGUAAUGAUCUGUGUGUGUGUAUAAAUAUAUAUAUAUCACCUUAUUUAUGCCUAUUUUAUGAGGCAUAUUUAAGGUGACUUAUAUUUAUUGUUAAAAUCUUAUUCUAAAUUUUUAAAUGGACUUACAGUACAGACCAAAAGUUUCUCAUUGAAUUCAAUGAGACAGUGUGUCCAAACCUUUGGUCUGUACUGUACUUAUGUAAAUGUGUGUAUUCCUUGGUGUGUGUAAAGUGUUGCAGUGUGAAUCCAGAGCCAAGCUGAAAUCACAUUGGCUCAGCUUACAAACCAUCAAGCUUCACAGACCACCUGUCUUUGUUCCUCUGCAGGCCAAAAUAAA
Messenger RNA from Gambusia affinis (western mosquitofish), 1382 nucleotides. RefSeq names its product troponin I4b, tandem duplicate 2 (gene tnni4b.2). The coding region runs from base 161 to 616 and encodes 151 amino acids. Gene Ontology annotation, cellular component: troponin complex. Lineage: Eukaryota; Metazoa; Chordata; Actinopteri; Cyprinodontiformes; Poeciliidae. The record is from RefSeq and is a predicted model, not a curated record. Gene Ontology annotation, biological process: muscle contraction. The transcript is spliced from 7 exons.